UUGGCACAGAAGAAAAGUUGUCAAGUUGAACAAUAAGGCUUGUAGGCGAAUAGAGUUGUCCGCAGCCAGACAUUUGCCUUUGUUUUUUCUAUAUUUAAUCAUACACAUUAUUCAACACGUGACUGGCCCAAAAGGUGCACGCGGAUUGGUUAUAUGAGGAAUGGCCCUUUCUGACCUCUCCUUGUCCAAAACGUCGCCAUUGAGAACCAAAAAUCUUCGCCAUCGGCCACCGGAAAAUGUCCAACGAGCCUCUACUUUUCUCAUGCCUUUAACAGAUCUGACUUUUGGACGAAUCUAUACUGUCAAUCGGAUCCGAUUCCGUCACCCUAGAUUUCUAUCGGGCCGUAAUAUCGCUGCACUCGAAAGUCCGAUGGCCGAGGAAGCGAAUCACAAGAGCACCGUAGAGUCAACGAUGAAUAACAAAACGGAAUCGGAGAAGAAUCAGGAAGAAUCAAAGGUUACCAUUCCGCCGCCGCCGGAGAAGCCGUUGCCGGACGAUUGUUGCGGGAGUGGAUGUGUUAGAUGCGUGUGGGACAUGUAUUAUGAAGAACUCGAGGAAUACAAUAAGCUUUACAAGAGUAAUCCAGAUGUUAAGCCUUCUUAGAUUUGUUUGGAAACUAGAAUUCAUAUAAUCAAUCUCUGUUCAUAUGAAUUGUUGUUGUUUGCUAUAUUCUUGAUUAGAUUAUUGAAGACAGAUUUACGAGCAUACA
Molecule: messenger RNA, 710 nt
Organism: Solanum dulcamara
Lineage: Eukaryota; Viridiplantae; Streptophyta; Magnoliopsida; Solanales; Solanaceae
Exons: 1
Coding region: 161-604 (147 amino acids)
Source: RefSeq, a predicted model, not a curated record